AUGCUUUCGUCAAGCCUUGUAACUCUCUUGCUGGCUACAGCUGGAAGCGCCGUGCCACUCGCCGCUUCCAACGAGCUGAACAGCACCAAAUGGACCCCUGGGCAUGUCCUCCAGCCCGACGAGGUCAUCCUCUACGGCGACGGCCGCAUGGAAGUGGUCCACGAAAGCGUGUACCACACCUUCUUGGCCUCGCAAGGUCUGACCGACGCACCUGAGCCGUUCGUCCCGCUGAAUACCGAGACUGAACCCACCAACGCCACCGACUCUGAUCUCCACGCCCGCCAGUCCUGCGAUCUCACCACCGCCGUGGUGACUGACCACACCCAGACCUUCAUCGACUGGGACGUGCAGAUGUCGCCCGUCGUCAUCGGCACCGGCGCCGGCAUCGACGUGUACGUCAGCUCGGGGUACAGCGUCAGCAACAGCAUCACCACCAGUGCCGGCCUCGACUGGACCCUGAUCAAAGAUAAGCUGGGUGUCUCCGCGGGCGUGGACUACUCGCGUACCUGGACGACUCAGACGGUCGUCAACAUCAAGGGAACCGUUGCUAAUGGGUACUCUGGUGUCAUGAUCACCAAGCCGAUUAAGACAAGGAAGACGGGUCGUGCGCUGAAGGGCUGUAUUGGCUCCCAGACUGAGACUGGUACUUUCCAGGCCGAUUCGUAUGAGGAGGGAUCCUAUGCUGGGGUCAAGUGGGUGUCGGGCGCUAUUACUAUGUGCUCGAAGAAGGAGUUUCCUCUGUCUCGUUGCACUGGAAGUGGGAACUUUGUUUGA
Aspergillus steynii IBT 23096 is the source of this 774-nucleotide messenger RNA. RefSeq lists its product as uncharacterized. Lineage: Eukaryota; Fungi; Ascomycota; Eurotiomycetes; Eurotiales; Aspergillaceae. The record is from RefSeq and is a predicted model, not a curated record. The coding region runs from base 1 to 774 and encodes 257 amino acids. The transcript has 2 exons.